AUGUCCCCCAAACCCGAAGCCCACAUCUCCCUCACCCUCACCCUCUCCACACCCACCCUCUCCCUCUCGCACCCCGACGAACCGCUCACCAUAAAAGUAACCGCCACAACCCUCUCCUCCAGCAAGCCGGCCGUCGGCAUCAUCGUCAACGCGCGCUGGACCAUCCUGGACGACCGUCUCACAGCGUACCGAUACCCGCUGCGGCUGCGCAGCGUGCGGGAGCCAGAGUCGUUCAUCCCUCUAAGUCCCGCUGUGCGGAUCUCCGGGGCGCGACCGCCCGUGGAGCUGGACCUGCGGCGGAGCGAGAUGGAGCGCUUCCUCGUGGUGCCGGGGAUGAGGAGGGGUGGGGUGGAGGUCGAGCAAAAGGUCACCGUGGGGAGAAUUUUCGAGUAUAGUGGGAUGAAGCCAUCCGAUAUCCAGCCCGGCUCCGAGUACCGCUUCGAGGUGCCCAACGGCAGCCUGCCACCUCAGUGGUGGACAUUUAAGGACGAGGCGGAGGGCAAGCGGUUCGCGGAGGGCAUCCUGCCGGACGAGAACGGGUUCCACGGACUCAAAGCCGACGAUCCUGCGGAGGUGGAGAGGCUUUAUCGUGAGGGGUGGCUGUAUAGCUAUCCGAUUCGCGAUUGCAAGUUCACUGUCGAGACGGAGCCCGGAGCGGUUGUGAGGUUUGUCGAGUGA
This is a messenger RNA of Anthostomella pinea, 678 nucleotides long. The record is from the annotation of a GenBank genome assembly. NCBI's taxonomy places the organism in Eukaryota, Fungi, Ascomycota, Sordariomycetes, Xylariales, Xylariaceae.